Molecule: messenger RNA, 348 nt
Organism: Adineta ricciae
Lineage: Eukaryota; Metazoa; Rotifera; Eurotatoria; Adinetida; Adinetidae
Source: the annotation of a GenBank genome assembly
AUGAAUACACAAUUAUCUUUAUUCAUGGCUAGCUUUUUCAUAUUGAUACAAGUUCUUUGCAUCAUUACAGCAGCACCCCAUUUUUCGUUUCAGACAUCUGAUGGAAGCUGUAGUGGUGGUUGCCGAUACAGUCCUACAGUAAAUCAGUGCGGUGAUGGAUGUGCUUGCAUUGUACAAUGGGCAGGACAUGGACAAUGUCAAAGCAAAAUAAGCAAAGAACCGAAACCAGUUGGAGAACAAUGCAGUGGCACCUGUAGAUAUGCAUCGCCUACCAAUCAAUGCGGUGACGGAUGUUUCUGUUCUGCUAAGUGGGCAGGAUAUGGUGCUUGUGAAAGUUUAAGCAAAUAG